AUGCUAACCAAUGUUAGCCAAAAAUGUUUAACAGGGCCAGUAAAAGAGAAGUCACUAUGGAGAGAUAGCAGCUACGAAGUGUAUACCUUAGAAGGCCACAAUGAUAUCAUACUCUCUGUGGACUGUACUGAUGAAUUCAUCAUCUCUGCUAGCCGAGACACAACUGUGAAAGUGUGGCGAAUCUCUAAGACCAAAGAAGAGCGAAGUUUGAGAGGGCACACAGCAUCAGUUACAGCUGUGGCAUUCCUGCCUGCAGAAUUAGCGUACUCUUUGUUGAGAAAAUUUGAGUAUGAUCCAGAGUCGAUGCGAUUUUCCUACAGUAAAGGACCUCCAGACUGCAGAGUUUUGGCUGUUUCAGGGAGCUUAGAUUGCACUUUGAGAGUGUGGGACAUUACCACAGGUGAAAGUUUUGGCUCAAUAUACACGUACAAUGGUAUUACUGUGAUGCAGUGUGCAAACUGGGGUACUGUUACUGGAACAGAAGGAGGAAAACUCGAAGUGUGGUGCCUUAUUAAGGGAAACCGUCACACUUUCGUCAAUGCGUUCCAGUGCCAAGUCGCAGCGCUAUAUAUUGAAAAUGAUCAAAUUUAUGCAGGAAGUGCAGAAGGAGAUAUAGGCAUCUGGCAAUAUAACGUAUUGUCCCGGACUCUGAGCUCUGUUUUUUUCAUGGAAUUAGAAUCUCAGGCUUAUGUUCCUCUUAAAUGUCUCUCCACUCUAAUUGGUAUUGGAGGGGUGCUGUUUUUGGGUGACAACGGACCAAAUAUUAAAAUUUUGGACUGGAAAAAAGGUAGUGUUACUCUCCUACGUAACCAUAGAGUAGAUAUUGGGAUGACCGAUAGCAUAGCAGUAGCAGCAGAUGGACACUUACUCUCAUCAUCUUACUGUAUUGAUACUGGAGCACUCUUCCAUAAAUGGUUAGUUGGUGUCUUGCCACAUACAACUACAGAGGCAAGGAAGCCUUUUUAUUUUAGAAAGAAGCUAGAAAAACUCAACUCAUUACAGACUAAGAUUUCUGAUGAGUUCUUUCCAUCCUAA
Macrobrachium nipponense is the source of this 1035-nucleotide messenger RNA. RefSeq lists its product as uncharacterized. The transcript has 6 exons. NCBI's taxonomy places the organism in Eukaryota, Metazoa, Arthropoda, Malacostraca, Decapoda, Palaemonidae. Gene Ontology annotation, molecular function: protein binding. The record is from RefSeq and is a predicted model, not a curated record. The coding region runs from base 1 to 1035 and encodes 344 amino acids.